CAGCGGAGCAGCAAGAGGGAGAAGGAGAGGCUGAAAACCGGGAAUCGAAGCGCUACCACCACCACCACCACCGUCACCGCUGCGACUACUACUACCGGAGCUAGCCCCGACACUGCUGCUGCCGCCGCCGCCGCCGCCGCCGCCCUGGGUGCCCCCCACCACCGCCAUGGGAACUCCACAUCAGUCGCUCAAACCGCCGCUUCAUCCGUGGGCCAUGUCGUGAUCCGUGGGCUUCGCCAGCGGGUUUUCUAUCCGUGAUCCCGACCGAGGCGAAGAGGAGGGAGAGGAGGAAGGAGGAGGAAGAGGGAGAGAAGGUGGUGGUGGUGGUGGGGAAGAUGUUCGCCUCGGUGGGCCCUCGGGGCGGCCCGCGCCCACCAGUCGCCCCGGCCAUCCCGGAGCCGGACCUGAGCCAUCUGACAGAGGAUGAGAGGAAGAUCAUCAUGGCUGUGCUGGCUCGGCAGCGGGAAGAGGAGGCGAAGGAGGAGGCCAUGUUAAAAGAAGAGAAGCCAAUCCAAGCAAGAACGGUUAAUCUGGUUGGCCAGAAGAAACCUCCGCAGCAAAACGACGUCCGAGGUAUCCAGCAGCAGUUGUCCAGCUACAGGGAGACGGUGAUCCGGCAGGCCUCGGUGGCGGCGAGCUCGGCCGUUCAUCGGGAUGACGCGCCAACCUGCGGCAUCUGCCGCAAGACCAAGUUUGCAGACGGCUGUGGGAGCCUGUGCUCGUACUGCAAGACCAAGUUCUGCGCCCGCUGUGGAGGGAGGGUCUCUCUACGAUCAAAUACGGAGGACAAAGUGGUGAUCUGGGUGUGUAAUAACUGCCGGAAGCAGCAGGACAUCCUGACCAAGCCGGGCGAGUGGUUCACCGGUCCGGCUGGAAAUCCCCUCGGUUCAGCUGUCAGCGAGCCGUCAGUGUGCCAAACGCCAGGUGACAAGAAGCUCCGGUCACGCUCCCAAGCACCCCCGGGAUCCACCCCUGCAAUCCAAGACCCCAACCGACCUGGUGCGCCUGGGACCACACCUGGCACUGAUGCUAGGUCACGUAGUGAACCACCGAGAGACACGAGAAAUGGGAAGGGAGUUGGUCGAGGAGAGCGCCGUCAGCCCAGACUGCAGACCCAGGUCUCCAUGGACCGGGACCUCAGGGGGGAGUCCAGGGAGCGCAGGGAAGGUCGGCGGCUGUCAAAGGGACGCUCUCUGGAGCAUGAUCCUGUGGGAAGACGGACAGAAGAGGGGGGCUACCAUAACAUGGACCACAGUGGUGCCCCCCCUCGCCAAGCAGGGCCGGUCCCUCCUGGAGGCCGGGGCCACCCUGUGCCCACACAGGGUCGGGGCAUGUCUGUAGUAGGGGAGGUAGGGGACGGCGUGCGGCCUGGUCAAAGGACGGUGGGUGGGGUUGGCGGGCCACAUGAACACAACAUUGCUCAGCAAGCCCCUCCUCCUGAACUUAGAGAGCCCCAAAGUAUAGGCCCUGGCUUAGCGCCUGGCCAGGGACCUGUAGCUAGACGGACCAAAAGGGAGAAGGCUGAGAGCAUGCUGCGGAAUGAUUCACUGAGCUCUGACCAAUCAGAAUCUCUGCGUCCGCCACCGCCGAGGCCCUACAAGUCGAAGCGGGGUCUGGGGGCCGGAGGGAAGAGGCAGACCAGCGUCAGCAGCUCAGAGGAGGAGGGAGGUACCACGCCCGAGUACAGCAGCUGUGAAGAUGCUGAGAUCGAAAGUGUCAGCGAAAGAGGUGACUGGGAGUGCUACCCUCAUGACCCCACUGUAUGGCAUCAUCCUGUAACCUGGCAACCAUCCAAGGAAGGUGACCAUCUAAUCGGGAGAAUCACCCUCAGCAAGAGGAGUGCCACCAUGCCUAAAGAAGCCGGAGCUCUGCUGGGGUUAAAGGUGGUGGGAGGCAGAAUAACAGAGUCAGGGAGAUUAGGUGCCUUCAUCACUAAAGUCAAGAAGGGAAGCCUGGCUGACGUGGUGGGACAUCUCAGAGCAGGGGAUGAAGUUUUGCAGUGGAAUGGGAAGCUGUUACCAGGGGCAACGAUGAAGGAAGUUUACAACAUCAUCCUGGAGUCUCAAGCUGAGCCCCAAGUGGAGCUGGUGGUAUCCAGGCCUAUUGGGGUGUAUAGAAAAUAUCAUGAUAUCCCAAGAAUCCCAGACACGUCCCACCCUCCAUUAGAAUCUACAGGUUCCAGUUCUUUUGAAUCCCAGAAGAUGGAGAGACCAUCCUUAAAUGUCCUGUCUCCCUCCAGUCCCGGGAUGCUCCAAGACGCUCCCCAGUUAAUGCCGGGGCAGCUCUCAGUGAAGCUUUGGUACGACAAAGUGGGUCAUCAGCUAAUCGUCAACGUGAUGCAGGCUGUGGAUCUUUGUCUUCGCCCUGAUGGACGGCCCAGAAGCCCCUACGUCAAAAUGUACUUUCUCCCUGACCGCAGUGAUAAGAGCAAACGAAGAACAAAAACAAUGAAGAAGACGUGCGAGCCCAAGUGGAACCAGACGUUUGUCUACAGUCACGUCCAUCGGAGGGAUUUCCGCAACCACAUGCUGGAGCUAACGAUAUGGGACCAACCCAGGUCACCAGAGGAAGACAGCAUCUUUAUGGGAGAGCAGAUCCUAAUAGAGCUGGAGACGGCCUUACUGGAUGACAAGCCUCACUGGUAUCCACUCCAAACGCACGAUGUCUCAUCCAUACCGCUGCCCCGCCCCUCCCCGUAUCUACCCCGACGAAACACAGACACCCCCGGCAAGAAGCUGCAGCGUUCUCAGCGUGUAACAGAGCCUGAAUUUGAUGAGGGUACAGCAGUAAUGUCUAAAGCAGCAGACGGGCGAGGCAGGGAGAGGCAGCGGGAGCCCUCGUCUACCCUGGAAGUGCCGGACCAGCAGAGGACGCCUGCCCAUCACAUACGUUCCCGCUCAGUCUCCCCGCACCGAGAGGAGCAGGGGCGAAUCAGGUCACGGCCGCCCAACGUUCCCACUCAGAGGAGUCUGGAUGAUGAGCUUCCCUACACUCGUCGUUCUCGCUCUCCAACCCGUUACCACGAUGUUCCCCGAGGUCGCCACCAGGAGGAGUACCUGGAUGACAGUGAGGUCAUCAUGAUCCACCAAUCAAUGCGAGGCAAAAGUGCUGAGUGCCUCCACACCAGGAGACCUGCUAAGCACUGUAAUACACUGCCACCUAAGAUGCCACUUUUAUUCAACGGUAUCCACAAACACAAAAGCAGUGAUCUGCAGCCUUCUCUGGACAGGGUUAGGAGCGCUAGCACCAACUGUCUGACCCCAGACAAUCAUGCCCCCUCACCAGAGACUGAAAGAAAACCUUUGUCCCAUUCCCUGCCCCGGAGACGUCCUGCAAGUCCCAGGAUUCUUAUCCAACAUGCUUCCCCUGAAGAUGACAGGCAGCCUCGGACCCUGGAAACACCUGAAUGUCAGACUCAUGGCAGGAAGCUGUCUAACAGUAGCAGGGGCCACCUCCAAGGUGGUUCGUCUCUUUCCUCCUCAGUGACCUCCUCCUCAGCCCGCAGAGUACGACAACUCCCUCAGCUUCCCCCUCAGAGCAGCACCGCAGAACAAGCCCUGGUAGCAGAGGAGUGUGUUCGUCAGCUCCAGAUGAGGGUUCAUUCCAACCGGGUGUCAGCUGCCUCCACCUCCAGCCAACAGGACCUGGACCGAGCCCUCAAGAACAAACGGGAGCUCGACAAGGACCGCAGGCGGAGCAGUGAAAAUGUUUCCCAUAAGUCCUCAGACAGUGAUGUCAGCGACGUGUCAGCCAUCUCCAGCAGUGCCUCUCGCAUCAGUAGCACCAGCUACAUGUCCAUCCAGUCAGAGAGACCCCGGGGACGCUUCAGCAGGGCCAUGCGUGCAUCAGGCCGCCACAUGAUGAAGAGUACCAGCGUGAGCGGUGAGAUCUACGGCAUGGAGCACGCCGACGGUAGCCAAUCUGACACGGCCCUCGGUAGCCUGGGAAGCGGGAUCAAGAAGCGUCGCUCGAGCCUCAGCCAACGUGUUGUAGCCAUUCUUCCAUCCAGACGCAGCCGGAGUACCUCGCAACUCAGCCAGACAGAGGCGGCGGGUAAGGCGGCGAACAGACAGAAAGAGACGACAACAGGAAAGAAGGGUAGUAAGGGCGGCAGCAGCAGCAUCCAGCGGAGCGUGGAGACGGGCAUGGCCGUGGAGUAUCCGCGGGGAGGGUCAGGCAUGAACCGACAGGCCAGCAGAGAGUCCACUGACGGCAGUAUGAACAGCUACAGCUCUGAGGGGAAUUUGAUCUUCUCAGGUAUGCGGUUAGGUGCUGACAGUCAGUUCAGUGACUUCCUGGAUGGUUUAGGCCCCGGUCAACUGGUUGGCAGGCAAACACUAGCAACACCUGCAAUGGGCGAUGUUCAGAUCGGUUUGAUGGACAAGAAAGGCCAGCUGGAGGUGGAGGUGAUCAGGGCACGCGGCCUUACUCAAAAACCAGGCUCCAAAUCCCUCCCAGCCCCCUAUGUCAAGGUGUACCUGCUGGAUAAUGGAUCCUGUAAAGCCAAAAAGAAAACCAAGAUUGCACGAAAGACCCUGGAGCCGCUUUACCAGCAGCACCUGCUCUUUGAGGAGAGUCCCCAGGGCAAGGUGCUUCAGGUGAUAGUUUGGGGCGAUUAUGGACGAUUGGACCACAAAUGUUUUAUGGGUGUAGCACAGAUUCUAUUGGAGGACCUGGACCUCUCGAGCACGGUGAUUGGCUGGUACAAACUGUUUCCACCAUCCUCAUUGGUGGACCCUACAUUAGCUCCGCUCACGCGGCUGGCGUCUCAGACGUCAUUGGACAGCUCAGGACCACCACCGGGCGUUCGGUCCUAGUGACCGAAUGGCGACCACAACCCCCACCCCAAAUAACCCUUAACUGACAAAACAAUGGACCACAGCUACUGGACCAGAACUGAGCAGAGGGCGAGAUCACGUCCUGAGGACGACAACAAGAAGCCUUCGGUCAACAAAUGAAAAGCCAGACGGAGCGACAGGGAAUGCAAGAGAGAAAGAGAGUGAGGGAGAGACAGAACUAGCCAAUCAAAGCUUAGCUGGAGUCUGACAAUCAUGUCUCACACCUUCCCUCUUCCUCCUCUGUACACCUUUUCAGUUUCUAACUUUGCUUUCUUUGUUUUCUUCUCUCACCUGCAACAGGAGACUUUUUCUGUCCAUCAUUCUCCACGUCUCUUUACUGCUUUUCUGUCUUUCUUUUCUCCUAACAUCCCUGUGCAGCCCCUUUUAGAGCACCUGUUCAAUGUGGAGCCCUCCGCCCAGUAGCCCUCCAGCCAAUCAGAGCAAAGCUUACUUCUAGAACACAGGGAUGAGUAGUGAUAACAAUGUGUGAGUUAGUCGGUUGCAUGGAUGGCAGCUGCCCUCAGCUGUACCACGACUUUAAAGUUAUCUGAUGUCUCUAGAGUGUAACCACGGUAACACUGUCAUAACUGAGUAUGAGUGGCAGUGGUUUGGCACGGUUUGGUAUGGUUCGAUAACCUCUCGGUGAAAGUGAGACUGCACAUGCUCGUGCACAUUCUUAGCCUUGUUGUGAUUAAUGAAAGCAAGCACAAGAGAAGCUUGGCUCGUUGGCAGAGGCAAACAAAGUUUUGCUCUUUGUCUUAAGAAAGAGGAGAGAUAAUAGAGGCCAAUGACGAUUUGCUUUUAUUUCAUUUGCUAUUUUUUUGUCUGUCUUUGUUUUGCCCAGGUUUCAGAAUGGUACCAUAUGGUGCAGACUCCCUCUGUGUAUGUGUGUGUUUGGUUUUUCGAGCGAUGUUGCGCCAAAGACCGACCUUAAAGGUCCGGUCAGAUACGCCCGAACAUCCUUAACCCAACCCUCAUCCCCAUUCUUUGUCUCCUCCCCCUUCCUGACCUCUAACUCCCCCAGUAGGAGGGAGCAGCAUGACUCGGGGACGCCCCGGAUCGGCCCCCAAGCUGCAUGCACGUUUCUUUUUGUUCUGUUUGUUUCGUUUUUUGUUUUGUUCUCUACUUUUUUGUAAAAUAGAAGACGAGACAAAUUAACGAACAAUUCUCAAAAAAACAUAAACAGAAAAAAAGACUAGACUAUGUGUGUUAGUUCCACAUACUUUUAGGCCAGCUUGUAUGUUGCAUGUUCUUGUACAGUUUGCUCGUACUGAAUAUGAAUACAAACAGAGAAAAGCCAAGCCAUCCCCGCCCCCUAACAGGAGCGGACCAAUAGGGGGGGACAACUCUACCCAGGCCACGCCUAUCACUCUGGGUCUAAAUAUACAUAUUAGGAAGUCUCCGGAAAAAGAAAAAACUCUUUGUUUCCGUUUUUCUUGAACCCUUAAAUAACAGUGCUGUUCUGUAGUACUGAGCAUACUCGAGCCCCUGGCGUAUCUGCGGGUGUAGGUGUCUAAACUGUAGUUUAACACAGUCGGGGCUAGAGACAGAGAUAGAGAAUGUGUGUAUAACAGCUCAAUGUAUAUGAAGUAUCAUUAUGAGUUUGACAGAAAUUAUAAAGAUAUAGAUAUAUGAAUAUAAAAAGAGUGUAUCUGACUGUACACCGGUCACCGACACACACACACACACACACACACACACACACACACACACACACACACACGUACACCUUGUACAUACAAACCAGGAAGAGAGGCUUGAAUUACGUUAAGAACAAACAAAAACGUUGCUGACACACUAACAUUCCUGGUCUCGUAGAAGGGAAUUUGCGUCCUGUGGAUGUGCUCGAGCCGCUGAGCGGCCCUGAGCCACAAGGGGGCGCUAAUAGGCCUUUAUUUUUGUCCUGAUUGCAGAAAACAAGUAGAACCAAUUGGAACAAAGUUGACUUUCUUCUCCUUAAAUCCCCUCACCCCUGUUUACGAUGAUAUUGGUUUGGACUGGACUUCUGAAGCCAAUAAGAAAUCUAAUUUUUGCAGACAUAUUUUGCGGAUGUUUCUGUUGAAACCCUUGGCGGUGUGGCCGACUGCCCUUUCCUUUGUCAGUAUUACUCCAGGAAUACUGAUUGUUUACAGCCCAUGGCUCCCCACUCCCAAACCACAAUUUUAGAUGAAAGACUAAGUAUUCACUGCAACAGUUCUUGUUUGUAUAACAGAUGUGGCUCUACUGAUGUGUAUGUUUUAUAUUCAAGAGUUCAUUUUUAUUAUUUACAAAUAAAAGACUGUGUGGAAGAAGA
Messenger RNA from Labrus mixtus (cuckoo wrasse), 7131 nucleotides. Its product is annotated as regulating synaptic membrane exocytosis protein 1-like. Lineage: Eukaryota; Metazoa; Chordata; Actinopteri; Labriformes; Labridae. Gene Ontology annotation, molecular function: transmembrane transporter binding; small GTPase binding. Gene Ontology annotation, biological process: regulation of synaptic plasticity; calcium ion-regulated exocytosis of neurotransmitter; intracellular protein transport. The transcript has 34 exons. The record is from RefSeq and is a predicted model, not a curated record. Gene Ontology annotation, cellular component: cytoskeleton of presynaptic active zone; presynaptic membrane. The coding region runs from base 336 to 4817 and encodes 1493 amino acids.